This is a messenger RNA of Naumovozyma dairenensis CBS 421, 1170 nucleotides long. It is a transcript of the gene ERF2, whose product is annotated as palmitoyltransferase ERF2. The coding region runs from base 1 to 1170 and encodes 389 amino acids. Gene Ontology annotation, biological process: protein targeting to membrane; peptidyl-L-cysteine S-palmitoylation. The record is from RefSeq and is a predicted model, not a curated record. Gene Ontology annotation, cellular component: endoplasmic reticulum; Golgi apparatus. Gene Ontology annotation, molecular function: protein-cysteine S-palmitoyltransferase activity. The transcript has a single exon. Lineage: Eukaryota; Fungi; Ascomycota; Saccharomycetes; Saccharomycetales; Saccharomycetaceae.
AUGAGCAAUUCUUCCAUUAUUGAAUAUUCCAAACCAUUUCGAAUAAGAAAAUCAUCACGUCAGAAACACUCUCAUGAUCACGAUCAUGAUAAUGAUAAUGGACUUGAGACAUCCCAAUCAAAUUUAAAAUCACUCAUAGAUAAUGAGAACGAUAGUAAUAUUGAAGACUUAGAAAAGAAUACCAACAUCAUUACAAAUCAUUCACGAUGGAAAUUGUUUCUAAGAUGGUUAAUUACCAUCGAUGGAGAUGAAGAAAUUAACAAUAGUAGAGAUUAUAUAUCACUACCAAAUACAACAAAUUAUAUGUUUUUCCUUGGAGGUCGAUUCAGACAAGUUAAAAAAGAUACCAAAUAUUUAUCCAUAAUUGUCUUAAUCAUACUUAUAAUACCUAUAGUUUUAUUUUCAAUUUUUGAAACAAAUAAAUUAUGGCAUACCAAUAAAGGUUACAAAGUUUUGGUUAUUUUUUUCUAUUAUACAUGGGGGACAUGUUUCACAUCAUUUAUUAAGACAGCAACAAGUGACCCUGGGGUAUUACCACGAAAUAUUCAUUUAAGUCAAAUAUCAAAUAAUUUCAAGAUUCCACAAGAAUACUAUAAUGAAGUAACAUUACCCACUGGUAACCCUGAAUCAACCAUAAAUAUAAAAUAUUGUACUACAUGUCGAAUAUGGAGACCACCAAGAUCAUCACAUUGUUCCAUUUGUGAAGCUUGUAUCAUUACUCAUGACCAUCAUUGUAUUUGGGUUAAUAAUUGUAUUGGUCAAAGAAAUUAUAGAUUUUUCCUAACUUUCCUCUUAAGUGGUACUUUCACAUCAAUUUUCCUAAUAAUUAAUGCAUCUAUUGAUAUUGCAAGAACUCCCAAAGUUAGAGAUACACCAGUGGCGGUAUUAUUAAUAAUAUAUGGUGGAUUAACCAUAUGGUACCCAUUAAUAUUAUUUUGUUAUCAUAUUUUCAUGACGGGAACGCAACAAACGACAAGAGAAUAUUUAAAAUCUAUUGGUUCUAAAAAUCCAGUUUUCCAUAGAAUUAAAAGACAAGAAAAUAAUCCAUUUGAACAAGGUUCAUUUUUGAAAAAUUUGAUAUAUUUAAUGUGUCAACCAAGAGGUCUGUCCAUGGUGAGUGCGAGAGAAAGACAAAAGCAAGGUGAUUGGAGGUUCACACGUAUACCGUGA